This is a messenger RNA of Closterium sp. Naga37s-1, 1746 nucleotides long. Lineage: Eukaryota; Viridiplantae; Streptophyta; Zygnematophyceae; Desmidiales; Closteriaceae. The record is from the annotation of a GenBank genome assembly.
AUGGCGGUGCAGGGAAUCGGGCUCAACGAGCUUAAAGCCAUCUGCGGGCCGCUCUGCCCCACCUGGGUCAAGUUCACCGAAUACGAUGAUGCGGAUUGGGUCACGCGGAUGCUAUCGGAGCUGUGGCCGCACAUCAACAAGGCGACGAGUCAGGUGGUGCGCGAGACGAUGGAGCCGAUACUGGAGGCGAACCGCCCGUCCAUCGUGUCGUCCAUGACCUUCCACAAGUUCGAGCUGGGCAAGGACCGCGAGAAGGCGCCGCACAUCGAAGGCAUCAAGCUACACAAGACGGGCGCGGAGGAGGAGCAGGUGAUCAUGGAUCUGCUCAUCUGCUGGCAGAGCGACGCCUCCAUCAUUCUCAACAUCAAGACCGCUGCUGUCACGCUGCAAGUGCAGGUGAAGAAUCUUGUGUUCCAGGCCACGCUGCGCCUCAUCUUCCAGCUGGGCGAGCAGAUGCCCUGCAUCGACGCUGUUGUCGCCUCGCUGCUGCGCAAGCCGCGCCCCAAGGUUGAUUUUGUGCUCAAGGCGGUGGGGGGAUCGCUGGCGGCCAUUCCAGGGCUGGAGAAGCAGAUCGACAACACGGUGGCAUCGGUGCUGGAGUCGGUCAUAUUGUGGCCUGAGCGCAUUGUUGUCAAGCUCAACCCGGCCUUUGACGAGAAGUUGCUGGAGAUGAAGUAUGAGGGCGAGCUGGUGGUGACGGUGGUGCGCGCAGAGGGAGUGAAGAACGUGGACACGCUGGGCAAGUCGGACCCGUACACCACCAUCUGGCUCAACCCCAAGCACAUGGCCAAGACGGGCGUGUGCAAGAACAACCUCAACCCCCAAUGGAACGAGACGUUCCUGCUGCCCGUGGAUGACCCGCACACCGCGGAGCUCACCAUCAAGGUGGAGGACGAUGAUGUGAUGCAGGACUCGGAUCUGGGGUGGGCGCUGUUCCCCCUGGCGGAUCUGAUGGACAAGAGCGAGCCGUACCAGGUCACCCUUGACCUGCUGCCCCGCCUGCACGACGACAAGCUGCUGGGCAAGGAUCACAAGCUCGGCCGCAUCACUCUGCUGCUGGCGUAUCGUGAUUACUCAGACGAGGAGAGGGACAGCGUGACCGCGGCAGAGAAGGCACGUGAGCCGCGCAUAAAGGACCACAGCGUGCCGGCCGACCAGGCCACCGCCGCCAUGGCUGCCGCUGCUGCCGACUCCGAGCGCCGCGUGCGCGAGGCGGCUGAACGCACCCUCAUGACCCCCAGAACCCCGCGAGCAUCCAUGGCGCGGCGCACGUCUGAGGUGGGGCAGAAGUCUACCAAGGUGGUGGAGCAGUCCCAGACGAGCAGCAGCUCUGAUGCGGCUGAUGAUGCUUUGCCUGUCUCCGUUGCUCCUGGCGCCCCUGCUGCUGCUGUUUCGGAUGCUGAUGCUGAUGCUGCAGUGGCGGCAGAAGCAGCAGCAGCAGCACCAGCGCCGCGUGCUAUGCCCAGCCUUGCGCGAUCCAUGGGUGACUUGAAGCACCGGGAUAGGGAGGGGGCCCUGCAAGUGUCCUUGGACCAAGAGGCAGCAGACUCAGCCGCAGCAGCCGCCUCCGCAGCAGCAGCAGAGGCGGAAGGGGAGGCUCCUCUCUCCCCUGCGCUGUCGCCGGGCCCUGAUGGGAAGCCCAAGAGGAGGAGUGGGGCGAUGGGGUUUAUGAGCAAGGUGGGGCAAAUCGGCAGGAAUGUGAAGUCGGGCAUUGAGGGAAGCCUGUCGCCCAAGGAGCACCACUGA